AAGACGAGCCUACAGAAUUUAUCGAGUGGAUUUAAAGGGUCACUUCGGCGGAGGUGUUGCAAACGCAGAAGGGAUUUUGCAGUACGUUUACGCAGACCUACUGGAUUUAAUGACGCUCCUAAGUGAAGAUCCAUGGUUAAUAUGUCAAAGGACUCAGACUACACCUGCUCCUAUGGGAUGAAGUUAACCUGGGAUAUCAAUGACCCAAAGUUACCACAGGAGCCCAAGCACUUUGAUUCCUUCCAGGAGUGGCCCGAUGGCUAUUUGCGGUUCAUCUACUCCAACGAGGAUAAAAACGCACAGCGCCACCUCAGCGGGUGGGCCAUGCGCAACACCAACAACCACAACUGCCAAAUCCUCAAGAAGUCCUGCCUCGGUGUGGUGGCAUGUGCCAGGAACUGCACCCUGUUGGAUGGGGCCAAGCUGCAGCUCCGGCCUGCCAUUUGCGACAAGGCUCGCCAAAAGCAGCAAAAAAAACUUUGUCCAAACUGCAAUUCAGCUCUUGAGUUAAUUCCUUGCCGGGGGCACAGCGGCUACCCAGUAACUAACUUCUGGAGACAUGAAGGCAAGGCAAUAUUUUUCCAGGCCAAGGGAAUACAUGACCACCCUAGGCCAGAGAGUAAAUCAGAAACGGAGAUCAGAAGAAGUGCCCUUAAAAAGCAAACACCACCUUCUCAUUCAUCUCAGAAAAAAAGGCUUCUGGAUUUUCAGACAGGAAUGUGUUUUGAGAACAGCAGUCACUUUCAUUAUAUUCAUCAUCUGGGAUGUGAAGAAGGAUCAGAAAAAAUCAACAUAAUUGCAGAUACUGGCUUGCCACUCCUAGCUCAGCCUCACCAUUUAUUUCAAAAUACAGAACCUUAUAACAUUACCUACGAUGCAGCCAGCUUUCAAGAGGAUGUGUUAUCACCACUUCAGAAGCACCCAAGCCGCAAAAUCUAUACAUCUAAACCAACUUGUGGCUAUGAAUGCUCAUUUCCUGGUUACAUCAGUUCCAGUCUGCAUACAUUUCACAAAGAUCCAAUGGAUAUUCCAGGGGAUGCUGACCAUAUUGUGUUGAAUGGACUUCAAUACCAUGUAAAUUCACUAAAUGCCCAUGAAAAGAACUUUGAUGGCACCCAUAAACACCAUGGACUAAAACAGGCCUUAGCUGAAACUAACUACGGAGAAAGGAUUGGUGAUGGAUUGAGUCAAGUCAAUGUUAAUCAUCCCCAUUACAGUGAAGAAUAUGCUUGCAGAUAUAGCAGUCAUUCCUCUUUGGAAGCCCCGCCUUUGCAAACUGUUAUAACCACAACUACCAAGAUGUCCCUUGAAGCCUACAAGCCUCCUGUGACAAAGUACGGUGACAGUUUAUAUGAUCCAAAAGAUCUUAUGAGCUGUUCCUUGGCAGAGAGCAUUUCAGGGAAUGUCUGUGAAGAGAUAAGCCUUCAAGACGACUGGGGAAUGGGCAAACCAAGUGAGAUUGGUGAGCAUUUUCUGACAAUUGAUAAGGAGGAGCAUAUAGCAUCAGUGAAUAAAUGCCAGGAUAGUACUGAUGCAGGAAAAGUUUAUACUGGAUAUGAAGAACAAACAUUCCAGUUUGAGAAUACUGAAUACUAAGCCUCAGGUGUGGCAACAUUUGUGUACACACACACACACACAGAGAGAGAGAGAGAGAGAGAGAGAGAAUAAGGAUUUAUUUUUUUUACCAAUAGAUUAUACCAUAUUUUGUGGCUUUGGGAGAUUUGAUCAACACUGUGGCUCAUGUUAUUCUUUCUAAACGUAACAUUACAGUCACAAUGUAUAAACCGCACAGCAGUUAAGUCAUGGACAGGUUAAAGGGUGAUGCAAUGUCAGUCAUACCAGAGGUCCAUUGAAAUCUGAAAAUGACUUUGUUGGAUAUCAUCUAAAUAUUUGCAAGAA
Messenger RNA from Lacerta agilis (Sand lizard), 1899 nucleotides. It is a transcript of the gene GCM2, whose product is annotated as glial cells missing transcription factor 2. Bases 133 to 1596 code for a protein of 487 amino acids. The transcript is spliced from 6 exons. The record is from RefSeq and is a predicted model, not a curated record. Gene Ontology annotation, biological process: gliogenesis; regulation of transcription by RNA polymerase II. NCBI's taxonomy places the organism in Eukaryota, Metazoa, Chordata, Lepidosauria, Squamata, Lacertidae. Gene Ontology annotation, cellular component: nucleus. Gene Ontology annotation, molecular function: DNA-binding transcription activator activity, RNA polymerase II-specific; RNA polymerase II cis-regulatory region sequence-specific DNA binding.